AUGUUUUCGACACUCUCCGGAGCGGCGCGCGCGUCGGCGUCGGCCGCCAACGGUUUCGGCAGCCGCGAGCCCAAUGCAUUUGGCCAAGAUGGUGCGAGCGCCGGGAGCCUGCAAAGGAAAAACAAGCGGAGGCCACGCCACUCGGAUGCGAACCAAAACGACGGCGACCGCGGAGUUAACCCGUUCAGCCCCAAGAACGCGGAUCGCGGCGACGGCGGCAGGCAGAAUUCGAAACGGGGCGGCCCAGAGAAGAAAGGCCCGGACGGCAGCAACCGCUCGAGGCAUCGCCUCGCUCCAAAGUGGCAAGCUCUUCAGGAUGUCACAGGUCCAGACGAGUCCCUACAAAGCUACAGCUCUACUGACGAAUCGUCCCCCCCUCCCUUGAGAAUGACGCCCCCCCGAUCCGACGACCCUUUUGCGAAGCGCAUUUACGACAAGCUUCGCAAGGAUGGAAUCUCCCCGCCGCAAUGGCCUGACAAGCCCGGGGACGCCAACAGCUCGUACGAAAUGACGCAGUUCCGAGAACUUCACGAGGUAUAUCGACGCAAAGCCCGGGCAUCCCUCACGAGGGCUGGCUUGAUUGACGAUCCCGAAAAGCGCAAGCGGCUGAGCGACGCCAUCGAAUUCAAGGGAGUCUGCGAGGACAUGUGUCCCGAGUUUGAGAAGAUCACCCGCAUCACCGAGCAUGAUGUCAACAAGCCGGAAAGAGACCGCUCCACGGGCGUCACGCGUGUGCAUAUGAUGGUCAAGAAACUGGCCCGCUCUGCUGCUGGUCAAGAAGCUCCUCUGCCCAUGGACGUUCGCUCAGUUUCUGCCCUCCGACGUUCGCUCGACUACCUGAUUGACGUGGUCCUGCGCCGCGACGAAAACCUCUCUUCCGUCCACCCCUUUCUCUGGGACCGCACGAGGGCCAUUCGACGCGACUUUGCCUUUUUCUCUUCCAUGACGGAACAGGAAAUCAAGACUCAGGUCUAUGUCCUCGAAAAUAUUACCCGGUUUCACGUCACGUCUCUCCACCUCUUAUCCCGACCCGACCAAGAGGAGGACAAUUUUGUGGAACAGCAAGAGCUUGAACAGCUUGGAAAGACGCUCCUCUCGCUGCGAGACCUCUACGACGACUGCAAUGAGCAGGGUAUCCAGUGCCAAAAUGAGGCCGAAUUUCGAGCAUACUACCUUCUCUUCCACGGCCGCGAUCCAAGCAUCCUUGAAACCUUGCAGCGACAGUGGAAGCCGGACCUGUGGCGCGACUCGGAUGACGUGAGGACGGCUGUGUCUUUGGUCGAAGCUCUGCAGAGCACCCAAGAGUUCAUCGGGUCGAGGAAAGAAGGCGACGCCGGCCCGCUGCUUGCCGCCUCAGGCGCUCAGCUGUCCUACUUCCGCAUCGUCGAGGACGCCAAUGUUUCGUACACCAUGGCUUGCUUUGCAGAAUGCCACUUUCCGCACCUUCGGCGGUCAAUACUGGCAACUGUGAAGCGUGCUCUAGCCAGGCCCAAAAACCCGGUCCAGGACGUAACGACUGCAGCACUCAACGAGUUCCUCCGGUUCGACACUGUCGAAGAAGCCGUCCAAUUUGCCCAGCUGCACCGCUUGGACUUUACGCCCGAAGAGCUGAACCCUACGAACAGGGGUAGCCAGUCCCUCAUGUUGACUGAUCGAACCCCGUUACCCCACGUCAGGUUGAACCAUCAGUUCUCCCAGAGUUUGGUUGAGAGGAAGAGAGGCCAGGCGCCCCUUCCGAGUCUCAUCCACUCCACCGUGUUUGAAAACACGAGUCUUCCACAAGAUGCGCGCAAUGGAGUUAAGAACGAAGGCAGCCUCUUUGUGCCAGAAGACCAGGAGCCUGAGGUGGAACCGUCGUCAGAGAAUCCACCUACGGAGCUGGGCGGUUCCUCGAACGCAGGAGCAUCCGCACAAACACCGCCAUCUUCCUCACUCAAGUCGCGCAAAGUUUCUCCUCCCAAACUCCCAUUUGUAAUCGAAUCAGACACAGACGAUGAUGAUGCGCCGAAUGGUUCGGCCACUCCCCGGCCGCAACAGCAAAGCAAUCCAUUCGCGGUAAAACCAAAUCCCUUUGGCGGCUCAGCGUCUGGGUCUGCUGCAACUCCCAAAGCCCCGUCCAAGCUUCCAACGUUUGAGGAGGUCAAGGCCAUGGAUGCCGGCAAUUUCUUAUCCAAUAUGCCGAAGCCUAGGCGCACCGGUGCCUUCAAUCAACCUGGUGGCGGCGGAGGGUCAUCUGAUGGCUCGCAAUCCGCCAAGCCAAACCCCUUUGCCUCGCGUGCACCAAAGCCAAACCCGUUUGCCUCUCUGUCUGGAUCCAGUACCGGCGGAAAUACAACGACAGGGAACACGGCAGAGGCAAAGACGAACCCCUUUGCCGGAGCAGUUCAACUCGCCAGUAAUGCAACGACGAAUGGGAAUACAGUGUCGGGAAAUGCGUUGCUCAUGAAGCCGAAUCCGUUCGGCCCCGUGUCUGAGUCUAGCGCCAAGCCAAACCCAUUCGCAUCACUCUCUUCGCCUGGAAGCAGCGCAGCGAUACCACCGGCGAAUGCUCCUUCGGCAUUGUCUGGACCCAAUGGUGCAGGGGCGAUCCCCGGGUUUGGACCGGCCCUGGGUGGGCAGAACGCAUCGCCGCAGAUCGCCACGCCGUCAGCAGUCACCAUUCACGGUCAAACCAAUGUGCUCGGCGUUCCCGCUGCGGCUUCACCGAUGCCUUUCGGGACGUCGCCUACCGCCAUCUCGUCGUCGCCCAUUGCCGCCGUCGGCGGCGAGCAAAUCCAGCAAUUCGCGACCUCCGAGAGUGUUCCGCCACUCACCGCCGUGUCAGGAGUGCCUCCAGUUUCUCUAGCAGAGGCCGCAGAGUGGUAUGUUAAGGGGGACAACGGGCUCGUCGAAGAUUUCAUAAUCGAUUCCAUCAGUCGGAUCACCAAGGAUGCCUUCGACACAUUCGAACAGGAAGCAGAGGAGCAGCAACGCCUCGAAGAAGAAGAGCGCGUCAAUGCAGAAGUUGAGACGUUUCGAGUCUACAACCUACGCUUGAAAUUCUUUUACCGCUGGAAACGAAACGCCAGGGAGAAACGCCUGCCGCGACGUGCCGCCGAGCGCGACGCAAAAAAGGCGACGGCCGACGCGGAAGAGCGUCGAACCGGGUCAGCCGCUCCGAACAGACCAGAGGAAUUUAUGAACAUGGUCAAGUCGAAGAGAACGAGCAAUCGCGAGGCAAGGGUAUCUUUGCUCGCCAGCGGGGUUUUGUCCGGCAUAGCCCAGGAACGAGAGGCGGCCAAGAUGAUCGUCAACGGCGGCUCCAUAUCGUCAGACUGCUCGCAGUCAAUCAGCAGCCAGUCACUUGAGCUUUCUCUAGCCCCAGCCAAGGAGGGCCCCAAGACGCGCGCAUUACGAAAACUUUACUUUGGCCAGCCCGAGAGGUUUCGACGCUCACUGCCGUCCAUGUCGAGUAACAGAGACACCCCGGAUGACACGAAUCGUCCCAGCAACGCGUCGUCGCGCUGGAGGCUGAAGGCCAUGGGGAUCGUGCAGCUACCCGACGGCACAGCCGUGCCCGAGUCUUUGGCGAAUGAAAUGGCAUCCAAGAUGCCUCGGCAUCCACGAUCGGCGGCGUCAUGGACAGCUCGACGGGUCUCGGCCACUGACGCAAUCGAGGCCGGGUUACAACGCUUCAUACCAUCAUCAACCACGCGGGAUGGGUCAAGCAUGAGCGCCGCCGAGAGCAGUCCGCCGACCAACAAGAGGAAGAAGCCUUCGGGCCAAGAUAAAGACAUCCCGAUGAGCGGCAGUGCGGAGGGAAGCGCCAAUAAGCGAAUCAUGAGCUCCACGGAGAAGGCCCGCCUGGAACCCGCAGCGGAGACGUCGCUGAUGAACAAGAGGAAGCGGUCCGCAAGCGACGACAACGAGGAGACGAGAGAGAAUGGCGAGACGGAGGGAAACUCGCACAAGCGAAUCAUGAGCGAUGCCGAGAAGAUCCGAACGGAGCUCAGAGCCCUCCGGGCCGAGCUGGAGGAAGGGACCGAAUGGUUCAGGGCUCAGUACCAAAGGUUUCGAAGCGAAUCCGAGACGGGAACACCCUGGUACGAUGACAGCAUGUAG
Hirsutella rhossiliensis is the source of this 4101-nucleotide messenger RNA. Its product is annotated as SAC3/GANP family domain-containing protein. Bases 1 to 4101 code for a protein of 1366 amino acids. Gene Ontology annotation, cellular component: nucleus; transcription export complex 2; cytoplasm. Gene Ontology annotation, biological process: mRNA export from nucleus. Lineage: Eukaryota; Fungi; Ascomycota; Sordariomycetes; Hypocreales; Ophiocordycipitaceae. The record is from RefSeq and is a predicted model, not a curated record. The transcript has 9 exons.